AGCCGGUGAGGGUGGAAUGCGGCUGUCAGUGCUUGUGGCGUUCUUCAUCGGCUGCGCCUUGAUUCUCUCUCCGGUCAAUGAGGGCUGCGGGCCGGGAAGGGGACACGGCAAAAGGCGGCCGCCGAGGAAGCUUACGCCGCUCGCCUACAAGCAAUUCAGCCCCAACGUGGCCGAAAAAACCUUAGGAGCAAGUGGUAGAUACGAGGGGAAAAUAACUCGGAAUUCGGAGAGAUUUAAAGAGCUUACUCCAAACUUCAACCCUGACAUCAUAUUUAAAGAUGAAGAGAACACAGGUGCGGAUAGACUGAUGACACAGCGCUGCAAGGACAAGCUGAACUCUCUGGCCAUCUCAGUGAUGAACAUGUGGCCGGGGGUGAAGCUGCGUGUCACGGAGGGCUGGGACGAGGACGGCCACCACUCCGAGGAGUCCCUGCACUACGAGGGCCGAGCGGUCGACAUCACUACCUCCGACCGGGACCGCAACAAGUACGCCAUGCUGGCCCGCCUGGCUGUGGAGGCCGGCUUUGACUGGGUCUACUAUGAGUCCAAGGCCCACGUGCAUUGCAGUGUCAAGUCAGAACACUCAGUCGCAGCAAAGACUGGGGGCUGCUUCCCAGGCAGGGCGUUGGUUACCCUGGAGAGCGGGGGUACGAAGGCUAUCCAGGACCUUCGGCCGGGCGAGCGAAUCCUGACCUCCUCCGAGAGCGACGGCAGCGGGGAGCUGGUGUACAGCGAAGUCAUCGCUUUCAUCGACCGCGACCCCGCGACCCGGAAGCACUUCUACGCCAUAGGGACCGAGGGAGGGGCGGAACUGUCCCUCACGGCGGCCCACCUGCUGUUUGUGACUGAGGGGAACUGCUCUGGGGGGAUGGCAGCGGCGCGGGGGGAGAUGCGGACGAUAUUCGCCAGCGACGCACGGCCGGGGCAGUGCGUGCUGACGGCAGGCGGGGAGGGGACCCGGGGCCGCCUGGCGCGCGUAGCCUGGGUGCGGCUGCGGGAGGAGAGGGGCGCGUAUGCCCCCCUCACCCGUCACGGCACGCUGGUGGUCGACGGCGUCCUGGCCUCCUGCUAUGCGGCCGUGGAUCAGCACCGCCUGGCCCAUUGGGCCUUCGCCCCGCUCCGCCUGCUGUACCGCUGGACCGGGCCCAGCGGUAACCAGGGAGACGGGAUACACUGGUACUCACAGGUCCUGUACUGGAUAGGGACCUUGCUACUGGACUCUGAACACUUUCACCCCUUGGGCAUGGCGGAAUCCAAAAGAUGAG
This is a messenger RNA of Megalops cyprinoides (Indo-Pacific tarpon), 1265 nucleotides long. Its product is annotated as indian hedgehog B protein-like. Gene Ontology annotation, biological process: regulation of gene expression; cell-cell signaling; multicellular organism development. Gene Ontology annotation, molecular function: calcium ion binding; patched binding. NCBI's taxonomy places the organism in Eukaryota, Metazoa, Chordata, Actinopteri, Elopiformes, Megalopidae. Bases 17 to 1264 code for a protein of 415 amino acids. The transcript is spliced from 3 exons. The record is from RefSeq and is a predicted model, not a curated record.